GCGCGGAUUGAGUCAAGUGAACCUACCGUGAGGUGGUGUUUGACCGUCCGCUGCAGGUUUUCAUCUCAAAAAACCUGAGCUGUUCCUUUCGGAAAACUGACAGUAACGUUAAAAUCUUUAAUCUUUUUUAUCGGAAUCUUCACCGGUGCCGGAGGUGAAGGUGAGGCGGUAGAAAGUUAAAACGCAAGAGUGAAAGCGCCUGGACUGAAGCUUGAGGAUCAAAGCUAAUGCUAAGCUAGCAGUUGCUAAAUAAUUACACGAAACUCGUGUCAUUUUACCCGUCGUUUGCUUUGUCAUAACCGCUGAUAUCACAACGUAGGCAUUUGAGGGUUAUUUUGAGGGUGUUUGGCACAUUAGGUUGAAUUAAUAGGUUUGUUUGCUUAUAAAUCUUAGGCCACAAGCGAUUCAGUAAGAUCAGCUACAACACCCGGUAUUGCUGAGGUGACACCGGCUUCUUUUGCUAAAGAUAGCGUACUCGAGAAGUUCACUUCGGAUUGUGUUAGUGUUUUAUUACUUCGGAUACUUUUGGUACUGUCCACGCGGCGUGUUUCGCCAUGCUGAAACAACAGCAACCCAACUCCGGCGGGAGAAAGGCGUCUAAUGGUACCACGGGCCCCGCCGGUAUGUCUUCUCCAGUCAGCGGCGGCAGCAACGGCAACAGGACGCCGGCCGGGAGGAAUCGACCUUCUGCAAAACCAUCAUUCCAGUCUUCUCCUGUUUUUGAAGGUGUUUACAACAAUGCUAGAAUGCUACAUUUCCUCACAGCUGUUGUGGGAUCCACUUGCGAUAUAAGAGUGAAGAAUGGAAGUGUCUUCGAAGGUAUAUUCAAGACGCUUAGUUCUCGGUGUGAGUUGGCCGUGGACGCUGUGCACAAACGCAGUGAGGAUGAUGGCUCGGCUCCUCCACGCAGGGAAGACAUAACCGACACCAUGAUCUUCAGCCCUUCAGACCUGGUUACUAUGAUAUGCAGAGAUGUAGACCUCAACUAUGCCACUAGAGAUACCUUCACUGACACGGCCAUCAGCUCCAACCGCGUCAACGGAGAACACAAGGAGAAGGUGCUGCAGAGAUGGGAGGGUGGAGACAGCAAUGGCGAGAGUUAUAACCUGGAUGCCGACACCUCAAAUGGCUGGGAUGCCAACGAGAUGUUCCGUUACAAUGAAGUGAAAUAUGGAGUCACAUCAACCUAUGAUUCCAGCCUUUCCAUGUAUACUGUGCCACUCGAGCGAGGCAACUCUGAGGUCUACCGUCAGCGGGAGGCGCGUGCUGCUCGCCUGGCCAGUGAAAUCGAGUCCAGCCCGCAGUAUCGCCACCGAGCCAACCUGGAAAACGACGAGGGCAAAAGCGAAGAGGACAAGUACAGCGCCGUGGUGCGUGACGGCCUCGAUCGGGAGAGGGGCCGCGAGAGCCCCCGUGAACGCGAAAGGGGCAGAGACAGCCCCGGAGCCAGGGAGGGCAAGUACAUUCCUUUACCUCAGCGUCAAAGAGAGAUGAACCGAGAGCGGGAGCGAGCUGAGAGAGGCCCAGGCGGUCCUCCGCCUCACAGCCGUCUUAGUGGAGGUUAUCGCUCCACCCCUCCAUCCUCCUCGUCUCCCAGACCACCGCUUCCCUCUGUAGGCGGUCCCCAAUCUGGUGCCUCCCCCUCAGAGAGAAGCAGCCCUCUGUCGGGCCGAAGCGGAGCCUACGCACCCCACCACCCACAGGGAAGCCCCAGCCCGGGCCCCGGCUCUGGACCGGCCAGUCCGUACACACCUGCCUCUCCAGGUGUGGCACCCAACUCUGCAGCCUCCAUCUCUGCUGCCCCAUCACCAACCAGCCCUCCUGCGCCCCACGGACACUCAGUCCCACAUUCCCACUCACUGCCACACUCCCUGUCAGAGGCCAGUAGACCUGUCAAUGGAGUGUCUGCCAGGACUUCUCCCAAAGCCCAAAGACCUCCACAGUCUAGCAGAACAGUCCGUACGCCAAACUCACACGCCCAGUCCACUGCCAUUCGCUCGCCUAAAUCAGGCUCCUCCCAGGACACGCCUUAUUUGGACACGUCGUCUGUCUCCUUGCCUGCCCAGAAGACAUCAGGCCCCGCCCCCCUCUUCACUGUGGAUGUUAAUGAGAUCCUUUGCGCCGCCGCCAAAGAGCGCUCAGCCGAGAGCCCCGGCAGCAUGGAGGACAGCAAGAGCAGUAAAGCUCCUUCAGUUCAACAGCGCUCACAAAUUGAAGAGCUGCGGAAAUUUGGCAAGGAAUUCCGGCUCCAGCCUAGCGGAGGCAACUCCAGCUCUCCGAGCUCCCCCGCCGCCGCCAUGCCCCCCGCUCUCGGCGAGGUCGCGCAGGCCAGCGCCGCCAAACCUUCGGAUCCUCACGCCGCUUCAGAACCCAAAGCGCACGCUCCCACCCCCAGCCCCUCACAGCCGUCACCGCUCGCAACGGAUGACGCCUCCAAGGACGCGACUACGACGGCCGCCCCGAACACCACGGGACCCAGUUCAGAUGGGCAGUCACCAGUUGUCCCUCAGCCAGCUAGAACACCUGGAAGUGAGGAGGGCAGGGCGGAUGCGGCAGAGCGCACGGAGGGCGUGGCAGACCAAGUGAAGAAAUCCAAUUUAAACCCCAACGCUAAAGAAUUCAACCCAAUCAAACCUCAGAUGCCAAUGACAAAACCCAACACUGCACCCACCCCACCCAGACCCACUCCUCCCAGCCCUGUUGUCCUCCAGCACCCAGGCGGGCAGGGUCCACUCUACAACGCCCCCUACCUGUCUUACGUGUCCCAGAUCCACUCUGUCCAGACUCCACAAAUGUACCAAUACACUAUGUCUGCAGUGGGCCAGGGAAAGUACCCCAGGACCAAAGGCUCUGUGGUGGCACCGCGCUCCGACCACGGCGCAUCAGCACCCCCCAUGCUUCAAGCGGCGGCCUCGGCAGCCGGCGCCCCCUUAGUUGCAUCACCGUACUCUCAGUCCUACCUCCAGUACAACCCACAGCAGUAUGGCCAGCAGCAGGUCAUCCAGGCCAUGACGCCAUACCCUGGACAGAUACCUAUGUACUCUAUGCUGCAAGGUGGUGCUAGGAUGAUAGGUCAAGGCGGCGGUCCGCACCCACAAGCUCUCGGACCUCCGGGAGGCCCACAGUUCCCUCCUCAGGGAGAUGGACCCCAGGGACCACAGCAGGGCAUCUACGCGCCACAGUCCUUCUCCCACCACUCCGGGGCAGUACAUCAACCCCAGCCAUCCAGUACCCCGACAGGCAACCAGCCCCCGCCACAGCAUGCUGCACCCAGCCCUGGACAGAAUGCCCAAUCAGGUCCCCAGCCCCAGUCCCUGUACCACUCGGGUCCACUGUCGGCACCCACCCCUCCAAACAUGCCACCAGGCCACACGUCCCCACAGGGCUCCUACCCCAUUCAGGGAUACAGCAUCCAUGGCCACCAGGGCAUCCCACCCACAUACCCCCUGGGUCAGCUCGCACAGGCCCACGUACAAGGAGCCAUGUCAGGUCCCCACCAUUCAGGGAGCCACGGUCAACCCCAGUUAGUCAUGCUCCAGCCUCCCCCUCAGCAGGGACCCGGCUCGGUCCCCCAGCACCCGCAGCACGGCCCACAGCAAGGAACACACCAACACUUUUACAUAGGCCAUCCUCCAGCAAUGCAGGUCCAGACACAUCCCGCCACCUUCCAUCCACCUGGAAACUAGACUUGUCCGAUCCUCAUCCUCCUAGAAAUGAGACGUGACUGAACAUAUAAAAACAAGACUGACAGAAAAAGUGCAGCGGGGACCGGACUAAAGUCUCAUAGCACCUUUUUAUCUUCUGUUGCUGUUUUGGCCCCAGAAGAGGAGGACAUUUUUUUUUAAGAAAAACAGAUGAUGGCAGAACAACAAUCCUUCUCUUCUCUUCAACUUUUUUUUCCUUUUCUCAGAAGCAUGGGGCACCUUGCCAACUCGGAGUUGUCCAAGGGGAAUCAGCCAAGUGCUUGAAGAGGUUUGUUGACAGCAAGAAACAGGACUCUGAUGCAUGACAGGAGGGAUUUGAAGAGGAGAGGGUGGGGGGUUUUAACAAAUCGUUUCUUUUAACUCGACCCCGGUAGUUCAAAAUCACUCUUCUCUUCUUUAGUCAAAUAAAAUAAAAUACAAAAAAUGGACAAGACAAAAAAAAAUUUAAAACAUAAUGACCAAAAAAUAAAGUUUUCAACUUAACUACAA
Molecule: messenger RNA, 4193 nt
Organism: Doryrhamphus excisus (bluestripe pipefish)
Lineage: Eukaryota; Metazoa; Chordata; Actinopteri; Syngnathiformes; Syngnathidae
Gene: atxn2l
Product: ataxin 2-like
Biological process (GO): cytoplasmic stress granule assembly
Cellular component (GO): cytoplasmic stress granule
Molecular function (GO): mRNA binding
Source: RefSeq, a predicted model, not a curated record